Molecule: messenger RNA, 2677 nt
Organism: Haliotis rubra (blacklip abalone)
Lineage: Eukaryota; Metazoa; Mollusca; Gastropoda; Lepetellida; Haliotidae
Product: N-acetylgalactosamine-6-sulfatase-like
Molecular function (GO): N-acetylgalactosamine-6-sulfatase activity; arylsulfatase activity
Source: RefSeq, a predicted model, not a curated record
UCAAGUUUCGAAGCACAUGACAGUCAAGCGGAUGUUUUGAACCAUUGAUUGUACGACCAGCUGAUGAUCAGGGUCAACAGAAUGAUGUCUCUUGUCUAUGCAGUUCUCGCUGCGCUUUUAUUUACCAAUUGCCAUGCCGCCAGCAAACCGAAUUUCGUCAUUAUGUUGAUGGACGAUAUGGGAUGGGGAGACCUCGGGGUGUAUGGUCACCCAGCGAAGGAGACCCCCAACCUAGACAUGAUGGCCGCCAAUGGCAUGCUGCUGCCAGACUUCUACUCGGCCAACCCACUGUGCUCACCCUCUCGAGCAGCCCUGCUGUCUGGCCGGCUUCCAAUCAGGAAUGGUUUCUACUCAAACAAUGCCCAUGCUAGAAACGCGUACACCCCCCAGGACAUCGUGGGUGGAAUACCAGAUGAAGAGAUCCUCUUCCCAGAACUCCUACAGAAGGCGGAGCGGAACAAGAUCAUCGGGAAAUGGCAUCUGGGUCAGCAGCCACACUACCACCCCUUGAAGCACGGAUUCAAUGAGUGGUUUGGUGCCCCGAACUGCCACUUCGGUCCCUUUAAUGACAAGCAGCCUAACAUUCCAGUCUACAAGGAUGCAGAUAUGGUUGGGAGAUACUACGAAGAAUUCAUGAUUGAGCCGUCCGGAGAGUCGAACCUCACACAGCUAUAUAUCGGUGAGGCAAUAGAGUUCAUAGAGAAGCAGGCAGCUGCGGACCAGCCCUUCCUGCUCUACUGGGCUGUGGACGCUACCCACCAACCUCUGUAUGCCUCGCGGAAGUUCCUGGGUACCAGUGAGAGGGGCCUGUAUGGGGAUGCUGUGAGGGAGCUGGACUACGGUGUUGGGGUCAUUCUGAACAAACUGAAGGAGCUGAACAUCGACACCAACACGCUGGCUGUCUUCUCCUCAGACAAUGGUGGCGCCACAUAUGCAAAGACACAGGGUGGCAGUAAUGGCCCCUUCCUGUGUGGUAAGCAGACGACAUUUGAGGGUGGCAUGAGAGAACCCACCAUUGCCUGGUGGCCAGGGAGAAUCAAACCUGGAAAGGUGUCCCAUCAGCUGGGGUCCCUCAUGGACCUGUUCACCACCCUGGUGGAGCUGGCUGGCCUGACCCCGCCCUCCGACCGUAUCAUCGACGGCAUCAGUCUCACACAGACCCUGUUUACUAACAAGCCAGUCAAUAGGACCAUCUUCUAUUACCGUGGCGACGAGUUGAUGGCCGUCAGGGUGGGACAGUACAAGGCACACAGGUGGACGUGGACCAACAACAUAGAUGAGUUCAAUUCAGGCACAGACUUCUGUCCUGGUGAGGUGAUAACCAAUGUGACCACUCACGAUCAGACCAACCACUCCAGUCAACCGCUUCUUUUUCAUCUAGGGAAAGAUCCUGGCGAGAAAUACUUGAUCAAAUCCGACUCUGCUGAGUACAAGUCUGUGAUGCCGAGCAUCAUGCAAGUCAUCAAUGAGCACCAAGCAGCUCUCGUGCCGGGGAAACCACAGCUCAACUGGUGCGACAAUGCUGUCAUGAACUGGUCCCCCCCUGGAUGCGAGAAGCUGAACAAGUGCAUCACCCCUCCUCCUUCUAAACCCAAACUGUGUACAUGGCCCCACUGAUUUUAUGCUGUCUGGUCAAGAAACACUGAUGACAUGGAACCCUGUACAUAGUUGAUACAAGCAGGAUUUGCCUGCUAUUUACACAUCCUAGAACAUUACUUACAGAGAAUGGAGUGACAAGACUUUUAGGGAUAGAACUUGUAAUAUUCUUGGUACAGAUCUUGGGAGUUUGGUUCAGACAAGAUAGGUAGUCAGUCUGCACAUCAGCAAUAUUUUUCUCAGAAACAAUGAGUCAAACAGUAUUUUUAUGUGUUAUUUAUUCAAAAUGUGAAUUACAAUUCUUACAAAUACUCUACCUCUUGUAUGUCAUUGCCAUUAAUUCUGUAUUUUGGCUGCAAUCGCUGUUUUUGGUACUAAACAGAUAUGGGGCAGUGGGGUAGCCUAGUGGUUAAGGCGUUCGCCCCUCACACUGAAGAUCCGGGUUUGAUUCCCCACAUGGGUACAAUGUGUGAAGUACCAUUUCUGGUGUCCCCCGCCAUGAUAUUGCUGGAAUAUUGCUAAAAGUGGCAUAAAACUAAACUCACUCACUCACUCACUAAACAGAUACUCUUUUUCAGAAAAAAACCUGUCCUGUGAAUUUCUUCUUUACAUUGUACAAAAUACUAUCAGUGUUAAGUGUGCUUUGACAAUCAUGAAAAAUACACUCAUGUGAUGUAAGAGUCAUAAGCUUGCCAUUUUGUUUUCCUGAUUCUCAAAUAUGAAAGUCAGAGUUUGUUAAAUCAUGUCAAAUGAUCUAUCUGUAGAUAUGAUCUGUCCUCUCAUAAAGGCUGAUAGUUUGCAACACCUUUCAUAGUUCAUAGUGCCAUGUUUGAGUAUAAUUCAGUAUAUCAUGGUUGAGACUACAAUUAAUCUACAGCUCUCAAUAGAAAUCAGUGUGAUUAUCUCUUAUCUCACUCACUCACCAUGUAUGGAAGAGGUCACACGUGCCUAUGUGCCUUCGUUAAAUCCUGUUCAACCUGUGGAUAUUUUUAAUGUUUAGCUUUAACUUUAAUCAUUUUAUACAAUCCAUGCACCCAAUUGUUUAACAUAUGUUUGACUUAAUACAUGAUAAUCCACGAAA